Molecule: messenger RNA, 4301 nt
Organism: Oreochromis aureus
Lineage: Eukaryota; Metazoa; Chordata; Actinopteri; Cichliformes; Cichlidae
Product: chemokine-like receptor 1
Exons: 3
Coding region: 423-1436 (337 amino acids)
Biological process (GO): complement receptor mediated signaling pathway; inflammatory response; positive regulation of cytosolic calcium ion concentration
Cellular component (GO): plasma membrane
Molecular function (GO): G protein-coupled receptor activity; complement receptor activity
Source: RefSeq, a predicted model, not a curated record
GUGAACCAUACACAGAAACUAUAGCAGUACUCACGAGGGAAACAGAAAAUCUUUAGACCCCAUCAGCGCACGGACGUCAGAGGAAUUUUCCAUAGAUGCGCUAUUUUCUGGAGGACUGAUUAGCUAGUGGGCGGUGAUUUCAUAGCUAUUAGCCUUUUAACUUGAACAUACACUGCCCCGGAGGAAGUUGGAUUCCCAGCAAAAGUUACAGUGGUCAGUGGUAAUGUAAGAAGUGAAUGGCUUUAUGAUGCUUAGCAGUGCAGGCUUCUGAUCAUCAAGACGGAUCACUGAUUGUUUAAUUGACAGACGGAAGAUGAAGACAUCCGGUAUCUUGAGCUGCUGAGGACACAUAACUGAAUUUGGAGCAUCAGAGGGACGGGAAGAAUCCCGAUACACGACGCAUAUAAAGAUGUCUCAAGAAAAUGAUGGAGAUGACCAACAGUAACUCAACCAACAACUCUUGCAUUCACAUCAGUACAACUACUCCUGAGAUUAGAAAGUCUCUCAUCACUGUGUCUAUCAUUUUUCACUUCCUGAUAUUUCUCCUUGGUGUGCUUGGGAAUGGACUGGUUAUCUGGGUGACCGGGUUCAAGAUGAAGAAAACAGUAAACACAGUUUGGUAUCUCAACCUUGCUGUGGCCGACUUCAUCUUUGUAGCAUUUCUACCCCUCAAUGUAAUAAACCUUGCUUUAGACUUCCACUGGCCUUUUGGCAACUUCAUGUGCAAGCUCAACACCAUGGUACUUAUUCUGAACAUGUUUGCCAGUGUCUACAUUCUGGUGGUGAUCAGUACAGACAGAUGUGUGUCUGUAGUGUGGCCCGUCUGGGCUCAGAACAACCGAAAUGUACGUAAGGCCUUGUUUGUGACUCUGGGUGUUUGGGGGGUGGCUUUGAUGAUCGGCUUUCCAUAUUCCAUCAUCAUGGACACAGAGCAAGCGUGUGAGAAUGAAAACAAAACUCUCUGCUUGAACAGCUACGCUAUUUCUGAUGACUAUAAUGCAGAAUCUCCCAAUAUACUGCGACAAUUUCGUUAUCCACCCAUUAUCAUCGCCCGCUUCCUUGUGCUUUUUGCAGUCCCAUUCUCUGUCAUUGUCUCCUGUAACGCUGUAAUAAUCCAUCAUCUCAGAAGAAACCACACACUGGCAAGGAAGUCAGGUCGCCCCUUUAAGAUCAUUGUUGCCAUUAUCAUCACAUUUUUUCUGUGCUGGGCUCCCAUUUACAUUAUGGAUCUAAUUGUGCUGGCGAAAGAAAUGGACACUUCAAGUGGUGUCAUUGGGAUCCCUUUGGCCACCAAUUUGGCCUUUCUCAAUAGCUGCCUGAAUCCACUGCUGUAUGUGUUUGUGGGCAAAGAUUUUAAGAAAGAAGUCUGCAAAUCCAUUCUAGCUGCAAUGGAGACUGCCUUCCAGGAAGAGGAGAAACGCUCUCAGUUAUACUAAGUCAGUUAGCACAAAUACAUUUCAGCUUUGAAAGCUGAUGUGUAAGGUUGUUAAUGACACAAAGAACCAUAAGGAAACAAUAUUACUUCAGAGAAAAUCUUUCUAGACCUGUGUUGUUUGAUAUAUAUAAAAAAAGGUUUAAUAAAUAAUUAUACCCAUUUUGCUGCUCUUAUAAUGUUAAUUUAAUGGAAAUUGCUAAUGUUGUUUGUUUCUUAAGUCAUACAUUAAGUUUGUAUUAAGUUUGUAUCAUUACAGAGCUGAAAGUGAUUGUAAAAUGUCACUUCCUGGAAAAAAAGAGUGAGUCAGUAAUUUCAAAAUAAGUAUUACAUAUGUUUCUGUUUCUGGUUCAUUUUACUGGUUCUUUUAACCUUUAACAAGUAUGAGUUGGUUAAGUGUAAAGUGAAACUUUAAACACUAUCUAUUGAGUAUAACCUGUUUGGUCUGUAUGUUCAUUUACAACAACACCAUGUGAAUAAUUAGAUUUUAUAGUAAUUAUUUAGCAUAACAGCUUAUCUCCUAUUAAUGUUCUGUAUAAGAUCAAUGCUAUUAUGUUAUGUUUAACAAAGCAGCAGCUUUGUAUAAUUAUUUAGUCUUUAGUUUUAUAUAGGCAUAUUCUUAAAUAUAACCUAAAUCAAAAUUCAUGUCCUCAAUUCCCCUCCUCACAUUAAUCUCUUCUUAUAUUUACAUUUAUUAUAAAAUAUUUACUAUUAUAUAGGACAGGGAGGUUGAACCAAGGUUUCUGUGUUCCAAGAUUAACACUAUGGCUGUGCUGUUGGGUACAAUGAGACUAAUACAGUAUGAGGAAUCGUAGGAUUCUAAAGAUAAACAUUUAGUGUCCUAGUUACCAUGGUACUGACUUAGAGUUUAGUCCUCUUUCUUUAGGUGUCUUUUGGGAACAAAAAGAGCAUGUGUUUCCCUCAUCCCAGAGUUAAUCUUUUUACAUUGUAGCCAAGGUUCUUGUGGAAUGGCAGUUAAGUUUGAAAGAGACAUCACCACCAACAUAUGGCUCCCAUGUACACUCAGCAAUGUGCCCAUUACCACGAGAUGUAUUUACAAAUAUAUACACAUCCAAAGUUUGGAACAAGACACUAUAAAGGCCAGAUACUAAGAUCACCUGACACUGGGUUGGAAGCUGCCUAGCUGACAUACCAAGAUACUUAGGUACCAUUAAGGAAUUACAUCAUUCUGAGCCAUCCAAGCCAUAGGUGGUCUUGGAGUCAUGGUCUUUUCUGCACUGCACUGGGAUCAGCAUGUAUUCACUAAAAUGACCCACGGAAACCACUUUCAUGCAGCAGAACCUGAUAAAAGAGGAUGGGUUAGUCCAAGGGGUCGCUGUGUUCAUCUCUAAGAGGGAAGUGAAGCACCAUAAAGACCAGACCCCUUAAUUCUUAAUUUAAUUUGUAAUUCAAAUGAUCUAAAAACUUGCUUAAUUACCAGUAAUUACGCUGUAAUACCAAAGCAUCAAUUCAAAAUUUUAAAGGAAAAAUUUUAAAGGAAAGAAAAAACAUAUUGUACGGUCAGUAAUUUGAUGUACUUAACUUUAGCAUAUUUUAGAGGAAUGGAAAGGGUGUCUUCAUGUUACAUACAGUUAUUUUUUAGUGAAUGUGAUAAUGAUUGGAAAUUUUGUUGUCCCAUAUUUGUCAUGGUCAGUGUCUAUGUGUUUUAGGGUUUCAUCAAUAUUCUUUGAUUUGGUGCCAUUCAUGGUUCUGGUUCUUUUAGUUGUUUUCUGCUUAUGUUAUAUUUAUAGUUUCUAGUCUGUAGUUUUCUGUCACUGUACCUUCCCUGUGUUCCAGGUUUCUCGUUUAGUUACUUUAGUCUCCAUGAUCCAUGUCCCCUUUCUGUCUCCCCAGUCACUUAUGUCCCCGUGUCUGUUUCUUCCCUGGUCACAGUCUAAAGCCUGCGUGUCUUAGUUUUUGUCCUGCUUCCUGUUUUAUUUUGACACUCUCUCAUCCUGUGUUCAUUGUGUUCAGUUUUGCUUCCACUGCCCUGUUAUGUUUAGUUCCUCCUGUGUUCCCCAGCUGCCACGUCUUUUCUGAUCAUCCUGCUGUGUAUUUAUAGUGUAAGUUUCCCUUUGUGUCUCACCUUCAUGUUCCAUGUACGUAGUGUUUUGUUGUUUCCCAGUUUUGGUUUUGCUAGUUUAUUCUAUGUCUCCCUUUUCUUUGAGUUUGUAUUUUAUGCAGCCAAAAAUAAAAGGCUUGCUUUUUGUUCUACUCCGUCUCCACUCUCUCUCCUGUCUACACGGUCUGCCAGUGCAGACCUGACAAUAUUUGGUCAAUUCUUUUGUUAGAGCAAUUGAAAUUAUAAUGAAAUAACAGGAAACACACAGUCAGUAAAGAAACAGAGUCAUUUGUCUUCAACUGUCCCAUGUCACCUUUUCUUUAUGUCUGAUGUCCCAGAAAACUGCAGUCUCAAAUCUGUAACAAACCCAGCUAAUGGUGAAGCUUAUUGAUUUUGAGUCUGUGGUUUAUGGAAUACCUGCAUAAACCACAGGAGUUCCUAUUACAGACUUUCCAAAAUGUCAUUCACACAAUUUCUUAUCCUGAUAAGAGGAAGCCACGUUUUAUUAGACGUUCUGUUCCAUUAUGUUCCAGUUGUUGGUUUUCUUGAGAACUAAUAAUCACCUUUGUAUUGACUGUGUCUCAUUAGGUUUUAGAGAGACCUAAUGUGUCCAUCCACCAUAUAUGCCCUAUGAAAUUCCAAGUUAACUUCUAGUAUUAUAUAUUGAAAUGUUUCACAAAACCUAUAUUGUCAAAAGGAGACAUAUUUGCUUGCUUUCGUUAGUAUUUUGUUUAAUUGAAACUGUAAUUAUUAUCGUUUUGGUUUUGUUCUGUGCUCCAUCUUAAUCAUCACUACACAUUUAAGACU